Cladocopium goreaui is the source of this 618-nucleotide messenger RNA. The record is from the annotation of a GenBank genome assembly. NCBI's taxonomy places the organism in Eukaryota, Dinophyceae, Suessiales, Symbiodiniaceae.
AUGUUGUUACAGGCCCCAAGACCCCAAGUUGAAGAAGAGCUCCCCGCUGUCAUGCGCGCGGCUGAUAUGUUGAGGUACAACCCGAGGAAGUAUGACUUCCGAAGCCAUGUUGCCUCCUUGUUGCAGUGGGCUGGGCCAAAGAUUGGUUUCGGAUCCUAUGGGAGCAGCGAGGAGCUUGAGCUCUUUCAAGCCAAGGAGGAAGUCUUCAGCUCGUUCAAGUACGAGAAACGCCCGAGGCAAUGUAUCCUGGACAGCUCGGACUUCUUGGCAUGCUACGAGCUUCUGCUGAAGGAAGUCAUUUGCCCUCACUUGAAGUCCAAUCUGAUCGAGGAUGGGGAAAUCAAUUUCUGGAUGCCGUUGACGGACUACAGCCGCACACAGACGACCCUUUGGGUGGAGUCCGGGCCAAACACCGGAGAUUUUCAUCCACUCGCGUUGGAUGUUGGGAGAAUUGCCAUGUUUCAUGGGACCUUGGUGCGACAUUACGCCCCACCCAAUCCAACCAAGUGCCUGAGAGUCUCAAUGGAUUUUCGGGUGGGCAUUGGAAAAUACUAUGACCCUGACUGGAAAUUGGAGGGGUUGCAGCACUACCACGGCCGGCUCAAGAUUGUUCUGUGA